Pseudogymnoascus verrucosus is the source of this 2190-nucleotide messenger RNA. RefSeq lists its product as uncharacterized. Gene Ontology annotation, molecular function: protein binding. The record is from RefSeq and is a predicted model, not a curated record. Lineage: Eukaryota; Fungi; Ascomycota; Leotiomycetes; Thelebolales; Thelebolaceae. The transcript has 2 exons. Gene Ontology annotation, biological process: mRNA splicing, via spliceosome. Gene Ontology annotation, cellular component: catalytic step 2 spliceosome. Bases 44 to 1252 code for a protein of 402 amino acids.
GUUUUUGUGGAUGGGAUGGGAUUGAGGCUGGGUGAGGGUAGAGAUGGAGGGAUUGGAUUUUGACGACGACGACGCUGCUGUGUAUUUACUUUCCGGACGGGUUCGAUACUUGACGACGGGGAUUACUCGCAAUGCACCAACCCAUCUAACCACCUACCUCCACACCUCAUUUUCGACCACACCAUCCCCACCACCAAUCCACCAACAUAAACCCAAAAUGACGACGACCACGCCCUUCCCAUCCACCCCCAUCGCCUCGCUCCCCGGAACCCCCUACCCCAUCCACGCGCUCGCCUACUCCGCUGCCCCGGCGGCAUACAUACUCACUGGCUCGGGGGAUAGGGCGAUAAGGCUGUAUAACCCGUUUCCGGCCAGCGGCGGGCCGAGGGGCGCGGUGCAGCCGGGGAAAUUGGUGCAGACGUUUGAGGCGCAUGGGUAUGAGGUUUUGGAUUUGUGUGUUGCUAGUGAUAAUGCGAGAUUUGCAUCUUGUGGAGGGGAUCGAGGGGUGUUCCUCUGGGACGUAGCGACAGCGAAAACGACUCGACGGUUCGGCGGCCAGCACGGCCAUACAGCUAGGAUCAACACCGUAGCCUUCGCGGGCGUGGAUGAGAGUGUCCUCGUCUCCGGUUCCUUCGACGCCAGCGUGCGAUUAUGGGACGCGAAAGCCUCGUCGAUGAAGCCGAUACAGGUAUUGAGUGAAGCGCGGGAUGCGGUACAAGUUGUCCUCGUCUCACCUGCGCGGCCGGCAGAGGUGCUAGCGGGGAGCGUGGACGGAAGGGUCAGGUGCUAUGAUAUCCGCAUGGGGCGGUGCGUGACGGAUGUUAUCGGGGAGCCUGUGACUAGCCUCUGCGCGACGGGCGACGGGGAGGGAGUCCUCGUCGGGUCUCUCGGGGGGGUGAGACUGAUGGAUCGCGGGAACGGAGGGUGUUUGAUGAAGUAUGAGGGGGCGGUGGGUGGGGAGUUUAGGGUGAGGAGUUGUUUUGGGGGGAGGGGGGAGAGGUGGGUGGUUAGUGGGAGUGAGGCGGAUGGGGAGGUGGUGGCGUGGGAUACGAUGACUGGGGGGGAGGUGGCGAGGGUGAAGGUCCCGAAGGGGGUGGAGAGCGGGAAGAAGAGGCUGGAUGCGUUUGGGAAGGAGAGGGAGAGGAGGAAUGUGGUUAGUUGUGUGGCGUGGAGGAGUUGGAAGGGGAGGAAUCAGUGGUGUUGUGCUGGGACGGAUGGGGCGGUGACGGUGUUUGGUGAUGCUGAGAGCUGAGAUGUGGGGGUGUGAGCGGAAGGCAUCUCGGAAUCGAGGAGGCAGGUGAUUGAUACCAGAUCGGCUUCGGGUUGGAGAUAUGAUCUCAGAAUAUGCGACAGGGCCACCGGAUUGUUGAAAUGACUGGCCUUUGAUAAUCAAACUAUGUCUGGGAUUCUUCUGGUAUUCGCCGUUCGAAUAGAAGUGUGUCUGGAAUGAAGCGGGAGCUGGUGUUAAUGAGACCAGUGCUGGAAGAAAAGCUGAGAGUCCUGAAAGCUUCAUGGAUCCGACCUGUUUGAUGCGGAUGAGCUGGAAUAGAAUACUCAGGACAGAAUGAUAAAGCCUGGAAGCAUGCCCUGUGCUUGCAACGAGAGCGUUCAAAUCUUAUCGAAACAAAGAAAUCUAGCGUGGUGAUAUGCGAAAGGGGGCGAACAACGUCAACAAAAGCUUCAAACAAUGAACGCCCAAACAACCCCCGCAUUCGACCUCCCUCACAGCCUCCAAAAGCAGGCCCCAGAAAUAUAAAAAAAAGCCAAAAAGAAUGGUCUGAUCCAGGAUCGAACUGGAGUCUCCACUGAUUCUCAUCCGCAAGCCCGCAAGUAUCCAAGGAGCUUGAGUGCCAUAGGCCCAAAAUCGGAAGUUGAGAGGCGGUGUCUUACCAUUAGACCAUCGGACCUUUGGAAUUAAAGGGUUGCCGCUUGGGCUGAUGAGUAUAGUUGCCCCGGAUGCUUAUCGAAGCUGGAGCCUCAGGAACCAGGUCUCCCUCCUCCUCCCACUCCUCAGGCAAGCGGAAGCCAGCUCAGCGGCUGUACCUUGCCUAGGGGGGACCUGGUUCCUGAGCUCGGCCGGAGACGCUCCCCGCUGGUUGGCAAGACGAGCAUUUUCAUACGCCUUGGCCCUACUAUUCGUUCAAUCAAGAGAGCCGUGCAAUACACAAACUAUAAGGUCUUCUUAUAACA